This is a messenger RNA of Capronia coronata CBS 617.96, 1491 nucleotides long. RefSeq lists its product as uncharacterized. The transcript has a single exon. Lineage: Eukaryota; Fungi; Ascomycota; Eurotiomycetes; Chaetothyriales; Herpotrichiellaceae. The record is from RefSeq and is a predicted model, not a curated record. Bases 1 to 1491 code for a protein of 496 amino acids.
AUGCAAGAUACUGCUGGCACCCUCCAGGUCGAGCUGAAGCCAUGUCUUGCCGAACUUCUUCGCACCUGCAUUCACCCGCCCACGCUCCUCCUCCGAGUCGAGCACGUAUUCGGCAAAGCGCCAGCCGGUAGCCACGGGAACGCUGCAGUCGGUCUUGUUGCAAAUCUGCCUCACGACGGCGGACAUCCGCAUGAACACCUUGAGGACAGGGAUCGAGAGAGUCACCGUCCGUGGAGUCUUCGUCUGGCACUCUCCGAUAGUAUCCUGCAAAUCCAAGCUGUCCUAGCAAAGCGGCUGCACUCGAAAGAGCUACUGGGGCUACAAAGAGGCGAUCUUGUCGAGAUAGGGGACUUUCAGCUCCGACGUGCCACUCGGCGUAGCGGUCACGGUGAGGUUGUCUACCUCGGGAUCCAGCAGUGUGCAUGGGUCGGAAGAGACCACAUAAGUGCCCCGCAACUCGAGUUUGAAGGGGGCUUCGUCCGUGACGAGGACGAGGACGGGGACGACGAGAUGGCAAGAAAGAGGCAAAAGACAGAUCGGAAGGGCAGAUCUCUUUCGAAGAGAAGUCCCUCGGAUCUCAGCACUUUGGGUAAAAGGGGUUUCUCUGCCGAGAAUGAUGAUCAAUGUGUUUCAAAGAGACUACUGUCUGGUGAUCGAACUGCAUCAUCUCACUCCAAUUACAAUCAGACCGUGCACAGUGACGACUCGGAGGACGACUAUUUCGAGACGAUUGUCGUAUCUCAGAAACAGGCUGAUGAACGUCGAGAAAUGCUUCGUCAAAUCAAUCAGCCCGACCCUGCCCAAGAUCCCAACGGCGCUGAAGUGGAAGCGGUCAGUGCGGCAGAUACAGAUGGACUCUCCACUGCUGCAUCGCCCCUCUCAGAAGCGAGUCGAAAUAACAACCUCAACACACAUCCAACCGACAGAUUGAAUGACCUCGAUCCCAUUGGCAGUCAGAGCAGACCCGACCAAAACGACAAUGAGCCGUCGGCUAUCAAACAUUCUCGACCUCCAUCGUCUCUCAUCCCUGCUGGUGCACCGCUUCACACGCUGGCCUCUCUCCUUGACCCAACAUCCUCUCUACCACCGCGCAACUAUGCUUGCACCAUCUUUGGCAUGAUAACCUGGGUGUCGACCUCCUUGAUCCACAGACUAAAUACACCAUAUCCACCGAAACGGCAUGUCAAGGUCCAUGAUCCAAGCAUCUUGCAUCGGCAGGCGGGAAUCACACUUGCUGUCUUCAUCGAUGCCCAGAAUUUCGCGCCUAAGGUCGGCACUGUGGCAUUACUCAGGGGCGUGGUGAUGCAGCGAUACCAGGACGAUGUGAUCCUGAACAAGUAUGGCAGUUUCGGAAAUAAAUCAAACGAGGACCAUGACGAUGUCGACAAUCAAGACUGGUUCGUCAACGACGAAAAGACCUUGUUGGACGCGGGCUUUGAUGUGGAGGGCAUGAAGCAGUCGUGGCUGACGAGAAUCAAGAAGAAGGGUUGA